Messenger RNA from Trypanosoma conorhini, 933 nucleotides. RefSeq names its product putative mitochondrial carrier protein. Gene Ontology annotation, molecular function: sulfate transmembrane transporter activity; oxaloacetate transmembrane transporter activity; succinate transmembrane transporter activity. Bases 1 to 933 code for a protein of 310 amino acids. Gene Ontology annotation, biological process: phosphate ion transmembrane transport; succinate transmembrane transport; oxaloacetate transport. The transcript has a single exon. Lineage: Eukaryota; Euglenozoa; Kinetoplastea; Trypanosomatida; Trypanosomatidae. The record is from RefSeq and is a predicted model, not a curated record.
AUGUCGACAGAGAAAAAGGUUCAGAAGAAUGCCCCACUGCCAAUGUCGUGCACCAUUGGCAUCGCCGGUGUUUCCGGCAUGCUUGGAUGGGUCUUGACACACCCGUUUGAGAUGUGGAAGAACACAGUAAUGAUGGCGCCGGCCGGCACCUCGCAGCUGGACUGCUUGCGGAAGGUACAAGAACGGGGCGCCUUCAAGGGGCUAUCGGCGGGCCUCCUCCGUCAGGUGGUAUACGCCCCAGCACGCCUUGGCUGCUACCCUAUUUUCCGCGACGCCAUCAUGGCCCUGAAACGCGCCGACCCGGGUGCGGCCCCGACUGUUGGGGACCGAGCAAUUGCUGGAGCCGUCUCCGGGGCCUUUGCGAGCUUCUUGAGUUCCCCAGUUGAGGUGUGCCUCGUGCUGCAGACAACAAGUGCGACGAAGCUUUCCAUCGGCGGUGCGGCGGCACAGGUGUACGCGGCGAACGGCAUUGCUGGGUACUGGCGCGGAAUUGGGGCCCUCGCCUCGCGUGCGGCCCUUGUGGGGGUGUGUCAGGUGGCUGUGCACGACCAAAUGCUUACGUUUCUGCGUCGCCAAAACAGCAAAUAUUCCGAACGGAAGAAGGUGACACCGUACGGCGACAACAUUGUCGUGAAUGCCGCAAGCAUUUGCACAGCCCUCUUCUAUGCCUUCUGUACAAUGCCAGUCGAAAUUGCACGUGUACGCAUGUCGUCCGAGGCUCGUCAGGCCAAAACUGUCGAAGGACAAGUUGCCAAGGUGAAAUAUACGAAUGUCGUGCAAGCCAUUUCCCGCAUUGCCCGUGAGGAGGGUGUGUUGGCGAUGUAUGACUCCUUUAUUCCGUACUUUUGCCGGUGUGCGACCCACACAGUGGCGUGCUUCUUUUUGAUUGAAUACUUGACACGGAAUGCAAAGGCGUGGCGCGCCUCCGAGUAA